UCAUUUGAUUGGUCAGACGGGAUCACGUGACGUUUGUUUUGCGUCUCCUUUCGUGUUGCGUGUAAACAUUGCACUUGCACGUUGAUGUGAUUGAAUGUAGCGAAAUAAACUGGCAACGUGUAGCGACGAUGGUGAAGUGUGUGGUCCAAGGAUGCAUAAACCACAGUGAUCUCAGACCGGGAGAGCAAACGAGCCGUCCGCCCAAGAGGUUUUUCAGUUUCCCCAAAGAGACAGUGAAAGUGUGGCUGGCCGCUUUACGGGAGACUGAGCGCGAAAUCACAGAUCAACAUCAGAUAUGCGAGGAUCAUUUCCUGAGCCAUCACAUUACGCCGAACGGCAUCAGCGCGGACGCCAUCCCUAUUAUGCCCCCAUUAGAGGGACCGGUCUCCGGCUGGAGCUCGUGUGAUGAGCUGGAAGAGCACUCGGACCCAGUGGAGGAGGGUGGGGUUGCUGCAGAAGAUGAUCUUUAUGAUAUGGAGUUUGAGGAUUUUGAGGAAGAUGAUGAUGAAGACCACAGUCUUGCAGAUGAUGGUUCACAUAACAUGAAUAGUCAAGUACAAGGACAGUAUCUCACUGGAAGUUUAACUAGCUAUCCCAACAUUAUCAAUAUGAAUCAAGCAACAGGGGCAUCCACCAGUCAAGUUCCGAAUCGCUCUGACGUUGCUCUUGGACGACUGACCAAACGCUUCAUGCAGCUACUUCACUCGGCACCGAAUGGAGUCCUUGACCUCAAUGAGGUUACUCGAAAACUGGGCACACGAAAGAGACGGGUGUAUGACAUCACUAAUGUGCUUGACGGCAUCCAGCUAAUCAAAAAGACGUCCAAAAACAAGAUCCAGUGGAUGAAUCCAUCAGCAAACAGCAGCUUGGGAAAGACCAAAGCUGACCUACUUCAUCUGAAGUCGACGGAGGAGGCCCUUGACUGGCUCAUCAAAGACUGCGCCCAACAGCUCUUCGCCCUGACCGACCUCAAAGACAAUGCUGACUCAGCUUAUGUGACAUAUGAGGACAUCUGUCAGAUUGGUGUUUUCAAGGACCAGACUAUAAUAGCCAUCAGGGCCCCUGAAGAGUCCAAGCUAGAGGUGCCCACUCCCACUGAGGAAUCUAUCCAGAUCCACUUGAAAGGCUGCCGGGGGCCCAUCCACAUACUCACCUGUGAGACCGAGGGCCCAAGUGAAGCUGUGGAUCCAGCUAACACAGAAUCGAAGCUUGUCAAACCAGCCUGCUUUCUAACACUAGAGGAAAGCCGGAUACACACACAACCAUUAAUAUCAGAUGUUUCAAAUACUAUAGCAGCUGUACAGAGCGCUUAAGGACCUAAAAGGAGAGCCUUUGCUUCUUUGAGACAAACUAGCCCAUCUAAACAGACUUUGUUGGCCUUUUUGCAGAGACCACUGUGCAUAUAUUCACUCUGCUGGGUUAAAGACGUCACAUGGAGAUUUUUGAUUUGUAAAUAUAUGGAUGAGUAUUUUGAACAGUUUAAAGUAUUUUUUCUAUAACCAUUAUGAGGAAACUUGAAGGUUGUCUUUUGAAAAGGGUCAUUAUUUUUAUUUCUUGGACCAUCUGACUAUGCUGUAAAUUAAUAAAAUCUGUGGUGUUCGAAGAUAGACCUUGGACCCUGUUUCAAUAUGGCAAGAUGUCCUUUUUUAUGGGGGAGUGCUUUGUAAAUGUAUGCUACAGUUCAAAAGUUUGAGGAUAUUAGAAUGAUUUCUGAAGGAUCAUGUGACACUGAAGACUGGAGUAACGCAGUCACAGGAAUAAAUUACAUUUUAAAAUAUAUUAGAAUAGUAAUUUUAAACAGUAAUAAUAUUUGACACUAUUGCUGUGUGCAGUCAAGCAUAAGAGAUUUCUUACAUAAAUAUAUAAAAAAAAUCUUAUCCCAAACUUUUCAACUGUAGUGUAACUAUUAAAAUGUAUAACAAUACUGUGAACUGUUGAGCCACUACUUUGAUAUUCUGUCAGUUAUUUUUGUAAAAAUAUAUCUCUAGUGCUGAAAAUAAAACCAGUCUUUUAAAUGUACAGAGUAAAA
Messenger RNA from Cyprinus carpio (common carp), 2029 nucleotides. It is a transcript of the gene e2f6, whose product is annotated as E2F transcription factor 6. Gene Ontology annotation, cellular component: RNA polymerase II transcription regulator complex. Gene Ontology annotation, molecular function: RNA polymerase II cis-regulatory region sequence-specific DNA binding; DNA-binding transcription factor activity, RNA polymerase II-specific; protein dimerization activity. Gene Ontology annotation, biological process: regulation of transcription by RNA polymerase II. The record is from RefSeq and is a predicted model, not a curated record. NCBI's taxonomy places the organism in Eukaryota, Metazoa, Chordata, Actinopteri, Cypriniformes, Cyprinidae.